This is a messenger RNA of Anolis carolinensis (green anole), 1947 nucleotides long. RefSeq lists its product as uncharacterized. Lineage: Eukaryota; Metazoa; Chordata; Lepidosauria; Squamata; Anolidae. Bases 1 to 648 code for a protein of 215 amino acids. The record is from RefSeq and is a predicted model, not a curated record. The transcript is spliced from 3 exons.
AUGCAUCUAUCUAUACAAUACCUGCAAACAGAACCAGACCAGAACCAGAGGCCCACUUACCUGGCUACCUCAGCUGCGCCUGCGCACUGCUUCUCCUCCGGCUCUUCCUUCCCAGCCUGCGCGUGCGUGACGUCACCGCUCCCCCUUCCAAUCCCCGCCUCCGCUGCGAGCCGUUUCCCCGUCGCGCGCGUGACGUCACCUCCCGCUCCUCCAAUCGCCGCCUCCGCUUGCCGCGGAGGCUUCCUUUGCUCUGACAGGACCGCCGGCGCCAUUUUUGACCCGGUUCUGUCUCCCCGUGCGGACAUCAGGCCACGUCUUCUGGGCUUCCCGAUCUCCACGUCAAGCCCAUGCAGGUUGCGAGAAGCCACGUGUGGCAAAGGAGUGAGAGUGAAUCAGGCCCGGUUUGCAAACAUGUGUCUGGUCGCACAAAGCCGAGGACAAGAAGGGGGUUUCCGGCUCCUUCCAGACACCAACGCGGCGUGUUUUCGGCGCUCAGGCCUGCUCCGACUCGCCCGCUUUCCCUUGGAUCUUCCCGAUGCUUUGCCACAGGCCUGGGCACAUCUCCGGAGAGAAAGCAAGCAGCUGGGACAACUGGUUUUCUGUGGCUUGUCCUCCUCCGUCCCCGCAUCUCGCUGCACAGCAAUGUAAACAUCAUGCCAAGCGGAGGGAAUGUUUUGCUUUUGUGGCAAAGCUCGGUCCCAACGCUUGCAAAAUCAGCAGAGAGGAUGUGGCCUCCCCCGGUUGCUUUUUUCCCCCUUGCAUUCGCCGCCCGUGUCUCUGAAGACAACGCAUUGCUUCUAGACCCGAAAGACGACAAUAACAACACCACCACGAUGCAACACCCAGCUGCGGCCGUGACUCAGUGUCUGCGGAGUCUGGAAGGGGAUUUUUGGGGGCAGCGGAAUCGUAGGAUUGGAAGAAACCCCAACUUCUGUCAUAAAUGCACACUCAAAUCCCUCUCGACAGAGAGCCAGCCUGGAUCUAGAUCAAGGGUCCUCAAACUUUUAAAGCAGAGGGCCGGUCCACAAUCCUUCAGACUGUGGAGGGGCCGAAUUAUCAUUACCUGAACAAAUUCCUAUGCACACUGCACAUGUCUUAUUUGUAGUGCAAAACAACAACAACAACGAAAGAACAGUACAAUAUUUAAAAAUGAAAACAUUUGUAACCCACAUAAACCUAUCAGGAUUUCAAUAGGAAGUGUGGGCCUGCUUCUGGCCAAUGAGAUAGUCAGGUUAAUUAAGAUUGUUGUUGUUGUGUGUCUUCAAGUCAUUUCAGACUUUGAGUGAGCCUAGGUCUAAAAUUAUUUAUUUAUUCAUUUACUACAUUUAUUUAUUACAUUUAUAUCCCGCCCUUCUCACCCUGAAGGGGACUCAGAACAGCUGUAUGUACAUACAAUAUACAGUAGAGUCUCGCUUAUCCAACGUAAACGGGCCAGCAGAACGUUGGAUAAGCGAAUAUGUUAAAUUGUGUAAUGAUAUGUUGUUUUAUAUUUUGUCAUAUUGUAUGGUUUUGGGCAUGGCCCCAUUUAAGCCGCCCUGAGUCCCCGUUGGGGAGAUGGUGGCGGGGUAUAAACAAAGUUUAUUAUUAUUAUUAUUAUUAUUAUUAUUAUUAUUAUUAUUAUUAUUUUGGAUAAUAAGGAGAGAUUAAGGAAAAGCCUCUUAAACAUCAAAUUAGGUUAUGAUUUUACAAAUUAAGCACCAAAACAUCAUGUUAUACAACAAAUUGGACAGAAAAAGUAGUUCAAUAUGUAAUAAUGCUAUGUAGUAAUUACUGUAUUUACGAAUUUAGCACCGAAAUAUCACGAUAUAUUGAAAACAUUGACUACAAAAAUGCGUUGGAUAAUCCAGAACGUUGGAUAAGCGAGUGUUGGAUAAGUGAGACUCUACUGUAUUAUAUUAUUAGCAUAGCACAAUAUUAGCAUUAUACAUUACUAUAUUGAACUAUACC